Molecule: messenger RNA, 1995 nt
Organism: Struthio camelus australis
Lineage: Eukaryota; Metazoa; Chordata; Aves; Struthioniformes; Struthionidae
Source: RefSeq, a predicted model, not a curated record
GCAUUAUGUUGCUUGACAUAGUGGUGACAUUGAUUUUGGGGACAAUCAUCUACUACUUCCUUUCUAGGAAGAAAGAAGAGAGGUUACCCUUUAAAGAGGGAUGGUGGGGCAAAGGACAAAAGCCUGACGCUGAAGAAGAUACAACUAUUCGUCCAUUUAAGGUGGAAACUACAGAGGAAGAGCUGAGCGACUUAUUUAGGAGACUUGACCAGGCUCGAUUCACUGAGCCACUGGAGAACAGUUGCUUUCAUUAUGGGACUAACUCAGUUUAUCUCAGGAAGGUUAUCUCCUACUGGAAAAAUCAGUUCAACUGGAAGAAACAAGUCGAAGUUCUCAAUAAGUACCCACAGUUCAAAACUAAGAUUCAAGGUAUUGAUAUCCAUUUUGUUCAUGUAAAGGCUCCUCGCUUGCCUGAAGGCCAGUCUGCAAAGCCAUUAUUGAUGGUUCAUGGUUGGCCUGGCUCAUUUUAUGAGUUUUACAAAAUUAUCCCUCUUCUGACGGACCCUGCUAGCCAUGGCCUCAGUGAUGAACACGUUUUUGAAGUCAUUUGCCCGUCUAUCCCUGGCUAUGGCUUCUCAGAAGCACCCCACAAAAAAGACUUUGAUUCUGUAAGUGCUGCUUCUGUCUUUUAUGAAUUAAUGCUCAGACUGGGAUUCAGUGAGUUCUACGCACAAGGUGGCGACUGGGGCUGGCUCAUCUGCACCAAUCUGGCCCAGAUUGCUCCCAACCAUAUGAGAGGCCUUCACUUAAAUUUAGCCUCAGUUACAAAAAUGGGAUUCACCCAUGUGCUCUCUGUUCUGCUGGGACGCUACCUUCCAGGGCUCUUCGGAUUCCAGGAUGAAGAUAUUAAGCGGAUGUUUCCCUUCCUGGAAAAAGGACUCUACAGGAUCUUAAUGGAGUCUGGCUAUGCUCACAUACAGGCUACGAAGCCUGACACUGCUGGCUGUGGUUUGAAUGAUUCUCCUGUAGGACUGGCUGCAUACAUCUUGGAGAAGUUUUCUACAUGGACUGAUCUGGAAUUCCGUAAUUUAGAGGAUGGAGGACUAGAAAGGAAGUUUACCCUGGAUGAUCUUCUCACCAAUAUCAUGAUCUACUGGGUGUCAGGCUGUGUAGUUUCGUCAAUGCGUUUCUACAAAGAAAAUUUGCAGAAGGGAAUAGGCACACAGAAACAUGAAAAGCUCCCAGUACAAGUACCUACUGGCAUUGCCUCCUUCCCUAAUGAAGUCAUGCACACACCCCAGGCUUGGGCCCAGAAGAAAUAUACCAACAUAGUCUCCUUCCAUUACAUGCCUCGAGGUGGCCACUUUGCAGCUUUGGAGGAACCAGAACUUCUUGCUGAAGAUAUUCUGCAAUUUGUUGGAAAAGUAGAGAGAGAGCAGCUUUGGCGAAAGAAAGGAGAAUAACUCCCCUUAGGAGCAGCAGGAGAAUAGCAUGUGCUAAGCCAAGUUUACUUUAACCUGUGUUAUUAGAGCUUAUUCUUGACCAGAUGUGAGAAAGGACAGCAAGAAGAAUGCAGUAUAGCUAGGUAAGAUACUGCCUUUAGUAGUUACUGUUGUUUUUAUUUCUAGAUCAGCUAGGCUAAGAAUGAAGCAUGAAGGUAAUUCGGUUAUUUUUUCCUCCCCCAAGCACGAACUUCUGAAAUCUGUCCUAUAGUACUACUGGCUCUUCUUUUGAAGUUGAAAAAUAGUCCUUUUAAGACUAAUCAUGCUCAGUUUAGUUGUUACGAAAGGCUCAGGCUUGUCUUCACUGCAGCAGUAAGCUUGAGUUGGUGGAUGGGUGAGAUUCCACUGAAACAAUGGGGAACAGCCUCGCAAGACAACUUGAAUGAGUGCAUCGAUUAACAACCAGCAUUUAGCUACAGCGCCUAUUAAACUAGCCAGCUGGCUGCCUUGCUCUUCCAGCCGGUGCUGUUUUGCAGCUUCCUGGCUGUGAGGAAGCUCAGCCUCCCCUGUGCUGGGCUGCUGGCACUGUAACUUGUGAGGAGCAGUGGGAGCA